Ustilaginoidea virens is the source of this 204-nucleotide messenger RNA. RefSeq lists its product as uncharacterized. The record is from RefSeq and is a predicted model, not a curated record. The transcript has a single exon. Lineage: Eukaryota; Fungi; Ascomycota; Sordariomycetes; Hypocreales; Clavicipitaceae. The coding region runs from base 1 to 204 and encodes 67 amino acids.
AUGGAAGCACGGGAGCGGCAGCGACGCGGCUGGCUGGGAGGUCACGACAGCAAGGUCGAGUCUCGACGACGAGGUGGCAAGGCCGCAGGCACAGUGGCGGGAGAGCAUGGCAGCGACAGUCGAGGGGGAUUCCGACGCGGGGGACUGAACGAAUACGAAGUGUCGUCUGUAGCUGAGAUGCAACAUGAUGUGGAUUGCAAUUGA